UGCCAACCUCACUCGAUCGUUGGUCUUUUCAUAUCUCGACAAAUGGUACUUCGAUGGCAGUUUCUGUAGACACCGUCAGUGACGUUGACGGUAAUGGCUCGCAAACAACCUGCCCACGGCUCUCAACCGGCCGAACUGUUGCACUAUUCUCGACGGUAUCGUGUGGUCAUCUGUACAAUUUGCCAUUAUGCGGUCCCUCGACCGGGAAUUGCCUGGCAUUUGAAGGAAAUGCAUUACAUGAGUCCGUCCGACCGCAGACCAUACCUGGAGUUCGUGGCCAAGCUCGACAUUUGCCAUCCCAACCAAGUGGUACCCCCAGCCGCAGAUGAAUUUCCAGUUCCAUACCUGCCACUGUUCGACGGCUUACAGUGCAGCGUAUCGGGCUGCGACUACCUUUGCACCAGCGAGAAACGUCUGAAAAACCAUCUCGCAAGUACACAUAAGACUCAGCAAGAAGCGUCUCGUCGAGUGCCCGUACAGACGUUCUUCCGCGGCAACAAGCUCUCAUACUUUACUGGUCCGAGUACACCCUCCUUGCUCACACCCAUGACUUCGCAUGGGAAACUCCUGCCGAGGCCAGCACAAUCUCAAACACUGCGCGGGCCAGUAACCACUUCCAUAAGCUGCCGAUUACAGUGUCCGAAUCAGGACCCACUGGCACUACUCCAACAUUACCAGAGGUCCACCUACAAGACGAUAGCGGACGGAACUCCCACUGACGAGAAGUUGUGGAGGGAGGUAAUUUUCCAGAUGGCUCACGAACAAGAAUUCCUCUUGAAUGGCCUCCUCGCAUUCACUUGCCUCCAUCUGGCAUACCUCAACCCAGAAACACGAAAUGAGUACCUCAUUAAGGCAAGUGAAUAUCAGGGCAAAGCCAUGCCGCAGUUUCGAGAUGCCAUAGGGAAACCCAGUGAAGGCAACUGCCACGCAGUACUCGCCUUCUCCUGUCUUCUCAUCCCUUACAGCUUUGCCUCUGAGCAACAGGAUGAGUUGCUUCUAGCCUCGGAUGAUGAAGUGGAUGUUGUGCCGACGUGGCUGUACUUUAUCCGCUACGGCUGCAUCAUGCUUUGUGAACACUGGAAGAUGGUAGAAUGUGGACCUUGUGGAGCUCUCGCCAAAGCCUGGGAGAAGCCGUUCGAGACGAGGACCCCGGAACAAGCUGCAUAUCUGGAGGACAUGCAAUCAAUCAUGGAUGCCGCUGUUGGUGAACAUGUUUGGCCCGACGAAGCGCGUCAGGCAUACCGGGAAGCAGCAGCAGAACUAGCAAUGGCCUUCGCAUGCCUACAGUCCGAUCCUCAAAAUUACACGACAUGGGAUGCUCUGAGGGUAUGGCCCACACGCAUGUCGAUGGAAUUCACCAAAUUGCUUCGCGACUCACAUCCAGCUGCAUUGAUUUUGCUUGCACAUUAUGCGAUACUUUUGAAACCCAUCGAAUCAAAGUGGUAUUUCAAAGAUCGAGCCACCAAACUCUUGGAAACCAUAUCUCGGAAGUUGCAUCCUCGUUGGCAAUUUGCUCUACCUGGUCUAUGAUGUGAACAGAUGUGAGCGACGGCUAUCCAGGCGCGCCUAGAAACCAAGCAUCUGUUUCAAAGUUGGGGCCCAAGAAGAAAUUCUCUAGGGAGCUGUCUCCUCUUCCAGAUGAGGAGAAGAGCGUCAGUCCAGGAAAAUCCCACUCAAACACAAAUUGUUCGGGGACGAAGGAGUCGAUCUCGUGUUGGGAAUUUUGGUUGCCACCGCUCCAGAAGAAGUUAAACGGCGACUGGAUGUCAGUCACGGCCAUCGAGGGUUGUUCGACAGGAAGUACCUCAGCGUUCAGUCGAUCUUCUUGGACGGCUCGGGCAAAUUUCUGGACGCUCGUCUGUAGCACCUGGAGGUACAUUUUGCUGGUUUGACUUCUCCCACCACCGCUGGACGACCCACCGCCAGCCUUGUUGAGCUGAUCCAGCAGAACGUAACCAUCGUUCAAGAGCUGAAGGUUAGAAGAAGCAUCGUCCUCUGGUAACAAUCGCGUCAGCUUGAGCAAUAACAAGAAACAAUAUGCGGCCUUGGCCCACACGAAGUCCAUCGCGUAGCGAAAAUGAGCUAGGUAAUUCUGCGGCUGGUCGAGGAUGACACGUAAGUGUUUCUUGAGGCAAACUUUCGCUGUUGACAAGAGGUGCUUUUGACUGUCAGACAUCUCAGUAAUGUUUUCGAUACCCAGAACGCGGAUCGCUCGACACAGCACCACGACCUUCGACCAGUACUGUUGAACUUCCAAGUUGAGGAGAAGAACGGGUGUUUCAGCGACUGUUAAGCGCUUCAUAAUGCUCUGCCAAUCGUCAAGCCAGAUGUCGAUGUCUAUUUGCGCGUCUCGAACUAUCGACGUCACUUCGUCAGUGUCGCCCGUCUCGCACAUCGACAAAGAGUCAUGGAAUUUGGCGCGAAGUGCGUUCAGUUCCACCUGAGACAGGAGCCGAAGAUCCAGGAUUGUCGAGAAAGGCUGGUUCAAGAGCACACGACAUCUUCUUGCUUUGCCCCGAAGCUGAAACGCCCGAAGGUUGCCCGCAUCUACCCGGAGAAUUUGUUCCAGCACCAUCAAUUGAAACCAGGCCCUGGUUCGUCUCAUGAGUGCAGCGUUGUCUAAGCUCAAGUCUCUCGAGAUAUUUGCCGUGUCUGUAUUUACCAGUCUCUUCGUCAGCUCCUCGUAGGCGUCAGGCAGGCCAAUGUCGAUCGCCAUUCUUGUGGCGAAUGCCAAGAUCAACGAGCGCUCCGCGGAAUAGCAGGCUAUGACCAAGAGAGCCUGAACAGUCUCCAGACAGGCAUGAUCCUGGUUGAUAAUGACGAGAUUUACCAUCUUCUUGAGCUGAAAUUGCAGCAUAGCAGACAAUGAAGGGUUUGUAUCAUCAAUCACGGAAGAUCCGACCGUUAUUAUGGAGUCGAGUAGGAAGGAGCUUCUAGCCUCAAUUGACUGAAAGGAGUCAUGCAAAGGAUCAAAGAUGGUUACGAAACGGUCACAGCCCUGGAAGAAGGCCUUGAAGAAGAGUUCUGCUUGGUCUGUGCUGACAAGCCCUUUGGCAAUGAAAUUCGGCACGGAACCGUCUUCAACCUCGAAAUGAGUUCGGGUGCGUUUGCGUGAUAGCGAAGGUAGAUUGUGUUGUAAAGCUGGACUUUGGCCGGAAGCCGUUGUUCUGAAAUCGAGAGAAUUCGAAGGAGAGCCAUCACUGCCUGGUAGUGUAUGCGAUGCAUUCUGCUGAUUGUCCAGCCUUUGUUUCAAUAGCUGAAGCUCGUGCUGAAGACUUUCGAACUUCCUGAAUCAAUUGUCAGUCCAUCCAAACACUUCGAUCAGGAUGGUAUAUAAUUCGGGCGACGGAACAGUCUCACAGCUCAUUGGGAUCUUGAGGUCGUUUGACAAAGAUGCAGACCCUCUUCAGUAGUUGACAGCUUCUCAAUUGUCAGUCACAGAACGAACUUGAGACGAUACGAGAAUCUCUCACCGAGAGCAAGGAUGCUGCCCACUACAUCGCACCUUAGAAGCACGACACGAGCCACAGGCUUUCUAUGCAAG
Exophiala oligosperma is the source of this 3544-nucleotide messenger RNA. RefSeq lists its product as uncharacterized. Gene Ontology annotation, molecular function: DNA-binding transcription activator activity, RNA polymerase II-specific. Bases 94 to 1530 code for a protein of 478 amino acids. Gene Ontology annotation, biological process: regulation of transcription by RNA polymerase II. The transcript has a single exon. NCBI's taxonomy places the organism in Eukaryota, Fungi, Ascomycota, Eurotiomycetes, Chaetothyriales, Herpotrichiellaceae. The record is from RefSeq and is a predicted model, not a curated record.